Messenger RNA from Ictidomys tridecemlineatus (thirteen-lined ground squirrel), 936 nucleotides. RefSeq names its product calmodulin. The record is from RefSeq and is a predicted model, not a curated record. Gene Ontology annotation, cellular component: myosin II complex. Gene Ontology annotation, molecular function: calcium ion binding. Lineage: Eukaryota; Metazoa; Chordata; Mammalia; Rodentia; Sciuridae.
GGGGAUUCCCACUCUGAGGCAAGGCUGUCCUGCAGCUCUGCCCUCUGACAGACACUGCCUCAGAGCCCAGUGGCUGCUCUGAACUCAGAACCACGAUUCCUGGGAGCAACAGGUUGUCAGCAAACUCAGAAGCUUUGAGAGGUGCAGGGUCACAGACAUGGCUGAGGAGCUGUCUCAAGAGCAGGUGGCAGAGUACAAGGAGGCCUUCACCAGGUUCGACAAGGAUGGGGAUGGUAACAUCAAUGUCCAGGAGCUGGGUGAAGUGAUGCAGAUGCUGGGCAAGAAAUUAUCGGAGGCCGAGCUGAAGGCGCUCAUCGCCAUGGUAGACACAGAUAAAGAUGGUGUUAUCAGCUUCCAAGAGUUCCUGGCAGUGGUGGCCAAAAAGAUGAAGGCCUGGGGCAGUGAGGAAGACCUGAGGGCCGCCUUCCGUGCCUUUGACAUCAACGGUGACGGCCACAUCAGUGUGGAGGAGCUCAAGCAGGCCAUGGCCCAGAUGGGGGAGCAGCUUUCGCAGGAGGAGCUGGAUGCCAUGAUCCGCGAGGCUGAUGUGGACAAGGAUGGGCAGGUGAACUAUGAGGAGUUUGUGCAGAUCCUCACCCAGAAGUAAGGCUCCCAGGGUGCGGGCCUCACCCUGUCGGACUGAUUCUGGCCCACCGGCUUCUCUGCCUUCUCUGGGCCUCUGCUUUUUGUGGUGCAAUAAAGGGAAAAUCUGGGUUGGUAGAUGGGAAAUUCCUCAUCCAUGAGGAAGACUGUGCUGUCCUUGGUCUGGAUGCUGUGCUCUCUCCGGGACUGCUCACGAGCUCCUCUCUGCCGCUGAGACCCUGGGCAGAAGGUACCUCUUUGGACUGGUCCCUCCCCCUCUCCCUGCUGUGGAAUGGGUGUUCCCUACCUCACAGGGCUGUCACAAUGGUUUAAAUAAAAGAAAUGACAAGUCCA